AUGGCAUUUCUUGAAAAUGACGACGCCAUGCGCGCUUUUGAGGCAGCACUGUCGUUUGUGGAGCAGUACUCAAUUGAUACUUCUGUAUUUACGUCAUCCCCUGCUACAAAUGGUGCCUCUUCAGCUACUACUACUAUGUCGUCGUCUACAAUGUCCUCGUCAGUCUCUGACAUUGAGCUCUUAUCAUCCAAUAGCACACCACUCGAAUUAACCUUAGGGGGUGAAAACCUUGUGUCCAUGGAAACUGUGAGAAACACUAACAUCACAUCUCCGUCUUCUCCAUCAUUACAGCUAUUGAAUGAGGUACCUAUUAGACUUGAAUAUGGUCUACCCAUGCCAGGACAAAAGAGAAAGCCGAUUAUUAAGAAUAGGAAAAAGACGACUGGACCAAAGAAGUCUGUGACUAGAGGUGAUCCGAACAAAGCCAGAAACGAGCGGAAGAUUGAGCUAGCUUACCUUAGGGAAAAGGUAAAGCAGAUGGAGCUGGAAUUGAGAGCGCUUAAGCUCCAUCCAAGAGCGCAAACGAACGCUAGUGGUCGUGAUAGCGAGAAACAAGAGACUGUGUCUACGCAACAGACAGUUCAGAUACCAACAGUAUGGAAGGAACUGGCGUGUCGUCAACGCAGAAGGAGGGAGAAAGUCGAGCGAGAGAACGUUCGACUUAAACUUAUUUUCGAGAAUCAGAUUAAGAUGGCAAAGGGGUUGGAGAGUUUGCUACAGAAGCGAUUAAAACAACAGAUUAUCGAGUGCUCGAGCUUGUCACAGACGAAGCAAUCCAAGUAUUCUCAGGGACGCACAUUGGACUUGCGCGCUGAUGUGAAUGACUUUAAGGACUUGCUGGCGCAUUUGGAUAGAGCGUAUCGGGAGGUGGACACUGUGUUUGCUGUGAAUGGAAUGGCAACGAGCGAGAUCACGCAUCGCGACGCUCGGAUGCGCGAAGGCGCUGACCACAUGUACCUCGAUAUCUAUGCAAACAAAGUCAUGCCUUUUGGCAUGCACGCAACGGCACAAGCGGUGUGGGACCACUUUAAGGGAGCAGAGAAACAUCGCGGUAACAUGUACGAAGGAAAGGUGGCAAGGCGCUUGGCGACACCAGAUGCACCGGAUACGAUCAUUGAAGACUUUGCAAAGGAGUUUUUUGCCGACAACGCACGUGCAGAUUUUCAUGCAAAGCAGGUACUGCGACGAUAUGUGGAAGACGACCGCGAGAUCGUUAUCUGGAUAGCGAGUGUCGUUCCGCUCGAGUUUGACGAUCAGCGUGUUAGGGGUCUUGGUUUUCGUCAUCAAGGAUACGCUCUCACUAAAAAAGCGCAGGUAUCCACGCCAUAUCAUGAAUUUUCACUCCUGCAAUUAUGCUCACUGGUGUCGCCGGAGAAGGAGAGUCAUACAGUAUAUGACCCUGCAGCUGUGCGUGCACUAACAGACUUCAUGUUGGGAACCGUGGCGGGCAACAUCACGGCUAGCCAGGAGCUCAUUGAGAACGUAUUAAUGGAUCAAGGUGGUAUAGACAUAACAUCAAUUAUUGAUGACUAA
Molecule: messenger RNA, 1533 nt
Organism: Peronospora belbahrii
Lineage: Eukaryota; Oomycota; Peronosporomycetes; Peronosporales; Peronosporaceae
Source: the annotation of a GenBank genome assembly